Nasonia vitripennis (jewel wasp) is the source of this 811-nucleotide messenger RNA. RefSeq lists its product as uncharacterized. Gene Ontology annotation, biological process: DNA replication. The coding region runs from base 31 to 783 and encodes 250 amino acids. The transcript has 2 exons. The record is from RefSeq and is a predicted model, not a curated record. Gene Ontology annotation, molecular function: DNA-directed DNA polymerase activity; DNA binding; nucleotide binding. NCBI's taxonomy places the organism in Eukaryota, Metazoa, Arthropoda, Insecta, Hymenoptera, Pteromalidae.
UUGAAAGAGAUAUACAAGAACCCCAAACCUAUGAAUGCUCUCACAGCUUCGGAGAGAGAAGCGUUUGAGAAAGCUAGAGUCUGCCACAUCUGUCGGAAGCCAUUUUCAGCUGAGGACACGAAGGAUCAUUGUCACCUCACGGGAAGGUACAGAGGUCUAGCGCACAAUAAGUGCAACAUCAACUACAACGACUCGAGAACCAUAACCGUGAUAUUCCACAACCUCAGCGGCUACGACUCUCAUCUCUUUAUCAAGGAGAUGGCAACCUGCUUUAAGGGUCGAGUGUCGCUCAUACCACAGACCAAGGAGCGAUACAUCUCCUUCUCUAAGAUUGUCGAGGGUACGGAAUUCAACUUCCGAUUAAUCGACUCUUACCGCUUCAUGGCAUCCAGUCUGGAGAAGCUCGCCUCCUACCUCGAGAAACUGAGCAUUGCAGAGGGGGAGUUCCAGCUGGAUUACACAACUGAUCAGACGGAGUUGUUGAAGAGGAAGGGGGUGUUCCCCUACGACUACAUCAGCUGCUUCGACAAGCUCAAAGAGACUCUACCUACCAAGGAGCAAUUAUACAACAAACUGAAUGAUAGUCACAUCUCCGACGACGACUACGAACACGCCAAGGCUGUGUGGCAAGCCUUCGACAUCCAGACUCUUGGAGAAUACUCGGACCUGUAUCUCAAGACGGACGUGCUCCUUCUCGCCGACGUCUUCGAGAACUUCAGGGACAACUGUCUCGAAGCUUACGACCUCGACCCCGCACACUACUACACGAGCUCGAGCUGCUGACUGACGUCGACAUGCUCCUGUUCGUCGA